Messenger RNA from Drosophila sechellia, 388 nucleotides. RefSeq names its product larval cuticle protein 65Ab1. Bases 34 to 348 code for a protein of 104 amino acids. Gene Ontology annotation, cellular component: chitin-based extracellular matrix. Gene Ontology annotation, molecular function: structural constituent of chitin-based larval cuticle. Lineage: Eukaryota; Metazoa; Arthropoda; Insecta; Diptera; Drosophilidae. The record is from RefSeq and is a predicted model, not a curated record. The transcript has a single exon.
UCAGACAGUCAUCAGCUUUCUACCAGCUCCAACAUGAAAUUCCUAAUCGUCUUCGUCGCCCUCUUCGCCAUGGCCGUGGCCCGCCCCAACGAGGCCGAGAUCGUGAGGCAGGACGUCGAUGUUGCACCGGAGAAUUGGAGCUCCAACCUGGAGAUCAGAGAUGGCACCAUUAUCGUCCAGGAGGGUGUCCUCAAGAACGUUGGCACUGAGCACGAGGCCGCUGUCGUUCACGGAUCCUUCUCCUGGGUGGAUGAGAAGACCGGCGAAAGGUUCACCACCAACUACGUGGCUGAUGAGAACGGAUACCAGCCCCAGGGCGCCCAUUUGCCCGUGGCCCCAGUUGCUUAAAUUAUUUGAUAGUCUGAAAUAAACUGUUUUUUAAUUGAAA